ACUAUCCUCUACUGUGCCCUCUCCAGUUGCCUACUCAAAACCCCACCUUUCUUUUCAAGUUCAUGAAUUUUGAAAUAAUUAAAGAAAUCCCAAAAAUGUUUUCCAAAAAAAAAAAAUAUAUAGAAAAUCCAACAUGCCAAAACUCAAUCUGCGGGGCACCACAUUCUGGUCAAGUUUCCUACCACAGAGGAAUAAAGGGUUCCAAGAAUCUUUUUUUUUUUUUUUGCUUUCUGUGUAGCCAUGGCUUCCCUUUUAGACUUGCCCAUAAGGCAUAAACCACUAGUUGUAUAAUAUUAUUCGAUUAAAUAACAAAAAAAGAAAGAAAGAAGAGAUUUUGGAGUGUUGUUUUGUAGGAAGUUUCUGUUUUGUUUUCCAGGUCAUGUUUUUUUGAGACUUGAAGAGUGACUCUUUUGGUUUGGUUCUCUCCCCAACUUCCUUUGAGAGAUUUUGUUCCUUCUUUCUUGUUUCUGAUCCAAAGGAGGGUAAUUUGGGAAGCCUGUGAAAUUAUUUUUUCUUUGGUGGGUUUUGCUGCUGAAUUCUGAAUUUGAGCUUAGUUUCUGAGAUUUUCUUUUCUGAGUGACCUUUUCCUUCACUCACAAGUCACUAUCAUUAUACCCUUUAGUUGUUUUUAUUUAACUAACCAAUCAAGGCCAGAUUUUUUUUUCUUUUGAAAUAAAGAGAAAGAAUCCUCUGCAGUUCAACUUGUCAAAUUUAUCAGUUUUGGGUGUGGGGGAGAGAAAAGUAAAAAUAAAAAUCCAGAAGACUGAUUCAUUUACCUGUGUUGGGAGAGCUGGCUUACUGCAACUCCUUUUGAGGACUUCUGCAAGUGUGUUUGAAAAGUAUUUGAUAUGAGGCCUCAAUAAAGUCUUCCUCAUACACUGCCAUAUGGAGAAAAUAGUGAACCGUUCUGUACUUGUUAUUGUUACUAUUUUUCUUUUGAUCUGCCAUUCAGAGCAACUGCAAUCUUCUCAGACUCAUACCCUUUUAAGAGUUAAGAGACUUCUCAACUACCCAGCCAUUUUAAGAGACUGGAACAACAAAACAGACUUUUGUAACUAUGAACCAAAUCCAUCUGUAACUGUUGUGUGCUAUGAAGAUACGAUAACCCAGCUCCAUAUGAUUGGUGAAAGGGGAGCACCUCUCUUACCUCGAAACUUUUCGAUAGAUUCCUUCUUUUCAACUCUUGCUAGGCUACCUAAUUUGAAAGUUAUCACCUUUGUUUCGCUUGGAUUAUGGGGUCCCUUGACUGGUACUAGUUUAGCAAGUUUGACAUCAUUGGAAAUAGCUAACAUGAGUUCAAAUUUUCUAUAUGGAGGAAUUCCAAGAGAGGUUUCAUCUCUAACAAGUCUCCGGACACUCAUACUUGAUGACAACAUGUUAGCUGGUAAGUUACCAGAUUUGUUGAGCUCACUACCUCUUUUGACUGUUUUGAGUUUGAAGAACAAUUCCUUCAAUGGAUCUUUGCCUGCUUCAUUUGCUUAUCUUGAAAAUCUUAGAAUUCUUGCUUUGUCACAUAACCAUUUCUAUGGCGAUGUGCCUGAUUUUAGUCGUUUGACGAAUCUUCAAGUUCUUGAUUUGGAAGAUAAUGCUUUUGGACCCAAAUUUCCCAGACUUGGAAACAAGUUAGUUACUCUUGUACUCAGUAAGAACAGAUUUAGAUCUGGUAUUCCUUCUGAAGUGACCUCCUACUAUCAGCUCGGACGAUUGGAUCUGUCGAUGAACUCGUUCGUGGGGCCAUUCCCUUCAGCAUUGCUAGCAUUACCUUCUAUCACUUAUCUAAGUGUUGCAGGAAACAAAUUCACAGGAAUGCUGUUUGGUAACCAAUCUUGCAAUCCUGAUCUUGAAUUUGUGGAUUUGUCCUCAAAUCUUAUAACUGGAAGUGUACCUGAAUGCCUUCAUUCGGAUUCUAAGGAAAAGGUUGUGCUGUAUGCGAAAAAUUGUUUGUCAACUAGAAAACAAAAUCAGCGCCCGUUACAGUUUUGUCAAACUGAAGCAUUGGCUGUGGGAAUCUUACCUGAGAAAAGGAAACAAAACCAAAUUUCUAAAACGGUUCUUGUCAUAGGCGUUGUUGGAGGCACGUUUGUAGGUCUUGCUCUUGUUGGUAUUAUAUUCUUAAUACAUCGAAGGGUAAAUUCAAAGGUAAUUAGCAAAUCUCCAACAAGAUCCAUAACAGAGAAUGCAUCAACUGCAACUGGAUACACCUCAAAGUUGCUCUCUGAUGCAAGGUACAUAUCUCAUACAAUGAAGUCAGGAACACUCGGCCUUCCUGGUUAUCGAACCUUUUCUUUGGAAGAGCUCGAGGAAGCUACAAACAACUUUGAUACAUCUGCUUAUAUGGGUAAAGGCUCUAAUGGGCAGAUGUACAGAGGCCUGCUGAAGGAUGGUUCCUAUGUUGCCAUUAGAUGCCUAAAGAUGAAAAGAAGGCAUGGAACUCAAAACUUUAUGCAUCAUAUUGAGCUUCUUUCUAAACUGAGGCAUCGAAAUUUGGUCAGUGCUCUUGGACAUUGCUUUGAAUGCUACUUGGAAGAUUCUAGUGUCAGCAGAAUAUUUCUUAUCUUCGAAUAUGUACCAAAUGGCACACUGAGAAGCUGGAUCUCUGAGCCACAUUCAAAGCGGUCGCUCAGUUGGAGCCAACGGAUAGUGGUGGCAAUAGGGAUAGCAAAGGGGAUCCAAUUUCUGCACACCUGGAUUGCGCCUGGUGUAUACAGAAAUAAUCUUAAAAUAACUGAUAUAUUACUAGACUACAGCUUUGUUGCGAAAAUUAGCAGUUACAAUAUCCCUUUACUGGCCAAUAAUACAGGGAAGAAGGUCAGUUCUAGUGGAUCCAAAGAGAUCAUUGUUACUACGAGGAUGAAAGAUGAUGAGCAGAGUGAUGUUUAUGACUUUGGAGUGAUUUUGCUAGAAAUAAUCAAGGGUAGGCCAGUCAAGUCUGAAAAACAAGUGGAUGCUCUUAGAGAUCAGAUACAGUUGGCCAUUGCAACUGAUCGAGCAGCUCGGCGGAGCAUGGUUGACCCAGCAGUCAAUAUGACAUGUUUGGAUCAAUCCUUGAAGACAAUGAUGGAAGUCUGUGUGAGAUGUCUGCUCCAAAACCCUGAAGAGAGACCUUCUAUUGAAGAUGUGCUAUGGAACUUGCAGUAUGCAGCUCAAGUCCAGGAUGCUUGGCGAGGAGGAGAAUCUCAGACUAGCAGUGAGGGUUCUCCAAUCUGAUCACAACAAUCUUAUUCCUCUGUCUCCAUCCCUUGGCAUCAUACAGGUUUAAGUCUAUCCUGUUGUUGUACCUUAUCCUCCUCUCUCAGGAUUUUUCAGUUUCAUGAUGUGUUAAGAAGAUGAAAAACUAUACCAGUCUACCCUCUCUUACUAACUGAAAAGUGUUAAUCAAGAAGAUGAGUUCAAAUCUUUGCAUAAUUAUAUGAUAACUGCAUUGAUUUCUUUGCUUUCUUUUGUGCAUGCCAAGGAAAUAUUGGAUUGGUACACAAUACUUUUCUAACUUCUAGUAGAUUUAGCAAAUUUGUCAAGUACUGUAAAAGCAUGAGUAUGAUCACUCUGCAAGUACACACUGUGAAAUAUGUUUCAUACA
Humulus lupulus (European hop) is the source of this 3577-nucleotide messenger RNA. RefSeq names its product probable inactive leucine-rich repeat receptor-like protein kinase At3g03770. The coding region runs from base 886 to 3207 and encodes 773 amino acids. The record is from RefSeq and is a predicted model, not a curated record. Gene Ontology annotation, cellular component: membrane. Lineage: Eukaryota; Viridiplantae; Streptophyta; Magnoliopsida; Rosales; Cannabaceae. The transcript is spliced from 8 exons. Gene Ontology annotation, molecular function: ATP binding; protein kinase activity; protein binding. Gene Ontology annotation, biological process: protein phosphorylation.